AUGUAUAGCUCUGCCCCAACUUAAUCCACCUUGGAAAAGUCAGGAGCCUGGGAAAUAAAGGCAAUGACUUUCUCCAGCCUUGUUGUUCCAUGGUCACCAGGGACCCCAGGGCAUCCACCUACCAUCCCAACAAAAUCUCACAGAGCCAGGGACCAUGAAGAUGUUGCUGCAGAGCUCAGUAGCACACAGCACAGCCAUUCAAAUCAACUGGCAUUUAUUGAGGGCUGCUAUGUCAGCUCCUUUUCCACAGUACACUUCAAUGCAUGCACACACACACAGAAACACACACUGCUAUAACCAAUGAGAACUGAGAGCCAGUAACUUUCUGGACCUUUGCACAUGCUGUUC
Camelus dromedarius (Arabian camel) is the source of this 348-nucleotide messenger RNA. It is a transcript of the gene SPATA12, whose product is annotated as spermatogenesis associated 12. The record is from RefSeq and is a predicted model, not a curated record. Lineage: Eukaryota; Metazoa; Chordata; Mammalia; Artiodactyla; Camelidae.